Messenger RNA from Caenorhabditis bovis, 381 nucleotides. NCBI's taxonomy places the organism in Eukaryota, Metazoa, Nematoda, Chromadorea, Rhabditida, Rhabditidae. The record is from the annotation of a GenBank genome assembly.
AUGACCGUUAUAUGUAUUACAACAAGACGAACUAAAAAAGUGUUGCAGACAUUGAAACCGCAAAUAAAUCAGCAGCGCGUGUUCAGCGAAGAUGGCAUCAAAUACACAGAAAUUGUUAGAAGUACACCAUUGGGUGGUGUACAAGUAGCACAUGUUCCAGGCGACAAUACGCCAUCGCUUUUGGGAACAUCGGAUUUGUUCAAAGGAUUGAGAGGACAUCAGAAUGAUUAUGAAGCUAAUGACGAUGUUUAUCGUCGACCUUGGGAUGAGCAUCCACCGGCUGGAUUGUUGAACAGCGUCGGAAAUCUCGUUGACAAUGUAUUUGUGUUUCUCUUCGGACCUCCAGAACCCGAAUACAUGUCUCGAAAAGCAAAACUUUAA